UGGGUGCCCGGACGCGGAAGACCUGGCCCCGCGCAGGUUCCCGCUUUUGAAGCGUGGGAGGUGGAAGAGGCGGCAGGUUGUAGAUUUUGGUCUUGGCCCCAAGGGGUUUCCCCAGGCCAUUAGAACCCAAGAGAGGAAGAGGAGGCACCACAGCGGCAGCUGAGGGGCCGAACCCCCUACCUGUCCUCCAAGCGGGGAGGGGGCCAGGGAGGGAAGAAGCACCGAUCACAGGACUAAGCAGCCUCCGGGACCGGGUCCCGGAGCAUGGGGGGCUGGACCGGGUCCCCGAGCAUGGGGAGCUGGAGCCGCCGAGGUCGCCCGGCCGGGCCCUGCCCGACUGUCAGCUCCUCCGUGCUACCGCUGCCCGGGCAGCCGCGGCGUCUGUAGCCCGGCCCCGCUUGAGGUCGUCGGCCGAAAGAUAGCAACAUGAGUUCCGCUGCUGCCUAGUUUCCUCCCCCUCCUUCUCUUCUCCUUCCGUCCUCCUUCUCCUUCCUCUCUCCUCUUCCCAUACCUCGUCCUUCUUUUCCUCCUCCGUGCUCCUCUUUUCCCUCCACCUUGCCCUCUUCCUUCCCUUCUCUCCUCUUUCCCCCCAUCUUUCUCUUUCUUUCCCCUUUCUGCCCUCCUCCUUUUACCCUCUCUGUACUCCUGCUUUUCUAUCUAUCCUUUUCCCCUCACUCUUGCUCUUUUCCCUCCUCCCUCCAUCCCUCUCUUCCUUCAUCCUCUUCCUUUAUUCUGUCACCCUCCACCACAACCUCUCCCUCCUCCUCCCUUCUCUCACUGUCAUCCUCCCUUCCUCAUCCUCCUCCUCCUCCUCCUCCUCCUCUCCUGCUUUUCUCCGCCCCAACCCCCGCCCCCAAGCCUCCGCCCCUUAGCCCCCGCCCCCAGCUGCCAGUCCCCAGCAGCUCAGUCCUGCAGUGAGAGUCUUGGGAGUCCAUAGCUAAGCACCAGGAGCCGAGCACUGUACGCUGUGCCUGGCUGCAAGUCUCCGACAUGGCUCAGGAGAAAAUGGAGCUGGACUUUGAGCCUGACACAUCUGAUGGGGGCACCCUGAGGAGAUCCAACAGCGCUCCCCUGAUCCAUGGGCUCAGUGACCUUUCGCAAGUUUUUCAACCUUACACAUUUAGAACUCGGAGGAAUAGUACAACGAUUAUGAGCCGUCACAACUUGCUGCUGUCAUCCUCACCUAAUCGUGUUGCGAGUAGCAGACUGCAUCAGCUCAAAAGGGAGGAGGGCAUGGAUAUGAUGAACAGAGAAACUGCGCAUGAAAGGGAAGUGCAAACAGCAAUGCAGAUAAGCCAGUCAUGGGAUGAGAGCUUGAGCCUGAGUGAUAGUGAUUUUGACAAGCCGGAGAAAUUAUAUUCUCCUAAAAGGAUUGACUUCACUCCAGUUUCUCCAGCACCGUCACCUACCAGAGGAUUUGGAAAGCAAUGUUUUUCACCAUCCUUACAAAUGUUUGUGAGCAGCAGUGGGCUGCCACCAAGUCCUGUUCCUAGUCCGAGACGCUUUUCCAGGAGGAGUCAGAGUCCAGUUAAGUGCAUUAGGCCCAGUGUUCUUGGUCCUCUUAAAAGAAAAGGUGAAAUGGAGACUGAAAGCCAGCCUAAGAGGCUCUUCCAAGGCACUACCAAUAUGUUGUCUCCGGAGGCUUCACAAUUGUCUGAUCUCAGUUCAUGGUGGUGUUAUCAAGGAGAAGAAAUUCCUGCCUUGACCAGAUGUGUGGAGCAUCUACAAAUGAAUGAAUAAUGUUAUUUACACACAAACCACUGUGUAGAAAAGCAUACAUGGAGCUUGACAGCUUGUCUCGGUGGUAUUGUGAGGCCUGAGGUGCCUUGGGGUACAGUGUUGUGCGUAAAGAUCUGUAUCGUCAAGUAGGGUAGACAAGGGGGCUUUAUGUGUCGAUUGCCACAGACUGUUUCAAUUGCUGCUGUUUUCCGAUUACUUUUUGUCAUUGGAUGCAUUUGUUUUGUCAUGUGGUGAGUGGUGCUGCUGACUGUGUUUUGGUUAUUGUGUUGCCACCAGAAUCAGAAUCAAGUUCUUGUUCAUGCUUCCUUAUAGCAAGGGCAGUCUAAUAUUUACGAGGAAGCUUUUAGGUGCUGAAAAAGUCAAUGUUAUUGUGCAUUCUGCUUUUAGGAAGCUGUUUGAGCGGUGAACAGUGUACAUGAUAGUAAGUCUGAGGUACCAUAAGUUAUUUAACUUUUAAAAGAGGAAAUCCUGACAGAGCUAUUUAAAAAACCUGAGUGUAAUCUAUUGUUGUGUUAUUUAUUACUUAAAACUGUGUGAAAAUGUCUGUUGUGAUAGAUUUCUUUUAAUGUUCAGGCAUCGUGGUUGGCUUGUCUGUAUUUAAUAUAUGCAAAUUUGCCUGCUAGGAUCAUAAUAUUCCGUUUUUAAAUGAAUGUAAGAAAAGAAAACUACUGCAUUUGUGUCUUUUGAAGGCAAAGAUCCUUGAACUUUAAAGGAAGAUGAUGUGAUUUAUGGGUACUCACAGACUAGUAAUACUGUAUGGCUUGAAGGGAAACUUCUCUUUAAAUUAUGAGGGAGCAUUACUUAACUUGCAGUAAGUAGUUCUGUUACAGCAUCAGAUGUGUUGUUUAUUUGAAAUUGUCAUAGCCGCCAUAAUGGCCAUUAAUGGCUUUAUUUCUUAUAUUGCUUUCACCUGUGCAAAGUCCCUAAUCCUUCAAACCUAACAUAAAUGUAUAUAUUAUGAAGAUUGUUCCCUAGUAUGUCAUCUUAAAGAAAAAUUACUUCGAUGGUAUUCAGUGUAUUUAUUCUGUUUGUGAAAGAACCAUGUUAAGAUGUUUCUGCCUAUGUAAUGCCGAGAGAUGGUUUUAUCUUACAGGAUAUUUAUCAACCUUCACUCUACUGUCUUCUUUGCCUUAAGGGAUACUUUUGGCCAUCAUUUUUUGGCUCUGAUUUAGAACUCUUUGAGAAAUAACCUUUGGAAUGUGAUGAUAUUUAAAUUUAUUUUUGAAAUUCAGCAGUGGGGUGGAAUUGGGACAGGAAAAUGAAAUUGUUCCAGUAGUAUGAGAACUAGGAGGCAACUUUAUUGAACUUUAUUAAACUUUAUUGUUUAAACAAAGGUUCAUUUUUAUUGUUUCAACAGACUAGAAAGUUAAGUUUGUGCAGGGAUUGUUUUGAAAUAAAUAAAAGAUAGAGAUGCUAACCUUCAGAUGAGCUUUGUUGACAGUACCACUUUAUUUUUAUAUAAAGUCUAAUAUUUGAAAAGUGAUCAUUGUUAUAAAUUAAAAUUCUCUCUUCCUAUUCUAAUGUUAUAUCAUAUUUCAGGCUUCUAUUUGAAAACAAGUACAAGAGAUGAUAUGAUAAGAAAAUCCUAUAGAUGCUCUUUUUGCUUGACUGACAUAUAAUCACUGUGUUUCGUGAUAACUGCUUUUGGAAUAAUAGGAAGUUAUGUGAAAUGCUGACCUUGUGUAUAUCUUAGAAUGCAAAUUUAAUAAAGUGUGUACACAUGCAUAAAAUUCUGUAAAAUUUUUGAGUCUAUUUCUUUUAUG
Molecule: messenger RNA, 3503 nt
Organism: Diceros bicornis minor
Lineage: Eukaryota; Metazoa; Chordata; Mammalia; Perissodactyla; Rhinocerotidae
Gene: PABIR2
Product: PABIR family member 2
Exons: 10
Coding region: 991-1740 (249 amino acids)
Molecular function (GO): protein serine/threonine phosphatase inhibitor activity
Source: RefSeq, a predicted model, not a curated record